CUUGCCUCUCUUUCUGCUUCAUCCACCAAACGACACAACCGCCGCCGACUAACCCCCAGAGACGCAGCCGACAAUAUCAACAAUGGCCCCUAAGGACGCAAAGAAAGGCGGUGCCUCCAAGGCGCCCAAGGGCUCCAAGCAGGCCCAGGCUGCUUCUAAGGCUGCCCUCAAGGGUGUGCACGCCCACAAGAAGGUCAAGGCCCGCUACACCACCAGCUUCCACCGCCCCAAGACCCUGCAGCUGUCGAGGGCCCCCAAGUACCCUCGCAAGUCGGUCCCUCACCUGCCACGCCUUGACGAGCACAAGGUCAUCGUUCACCCGCUGAACACUGAGAGCGCCAUGAAGAAGAUUGAGGAGAACAACACCCUGGUCUUCAUCGUCGACAUCAAGGCCAACAAGGCCCAGAUCAAGCAGGCCCUGAAGAAGCUUUACGACCUUGACGUGCUCAAGAUCAACACCCUGAUCCGCCCCGACGGCCAGAAGAAGGCUUACGUCCGCCUGACCCCUGACGUUGAUGCUCUGGACAUUGCCGCCACCAAGCUGGCUCUUGUCUAAGUAUCUUUUUGUGUGGCUUUGGGCUGGUUGUCUUGUUUUUAACGAGGGUUUAAGGGGAAAUGGAAAUACCAUGCAUUUCAAAACGGCGUCAUAUAGGCUUCUGGGUCAUGACUUCAUGCGGGCAAAAAAAGCAAUUUGGACUUUCUACCUUUUCCCGGAAAGCAAACACCUCUUGAAGGCAGCUCUGAUGAUUUCCCUGCACGCGUUGUGAAUGCAUGUUUCGUUGCCACUGGUGUAUCUAUGCUUCUCCCCAUUGAAUGGCCGACUAGAUCUCUUAUCCGGGUCUUUUUUCGUGCCCUCGAGGGAGGGUUACGUAUGAUUCGCAGUGUCUAUCAUGACCAAUCCCACUGUAUGCGUAUCGUACAUUGGAGUCCGGCAAACUAGGGAGCCGUUGCUCUUGUGUCGUUGGAACUCGAUCAAGACGGCGAGAAGUGAAGUCUCAUCAUCCAUUAUAGGAGCGGCUCCGCGCCCCCCUCUCGGCGCUUAUCAAAUCCCCAUCCAUUCGUUCUCUACCUCCUCAGGGUGCUGAGAUGCUGCAUCGUCGCCAGGUUGACGUCCAGGAACCGGUCGACGCAGCUGGUCAGGCACUGCUCCUCGCUCUUUUCCAGGCCGUUGCCCUUGAUCGACGUCACGCACUUCUUCCAGCAAACUUCGGUGAGGUUGUGUGUUUGGCUCUGGACCUUGGUCCUCUGUUGCUCGUUGUUCACGAACUGGAGGAGCUCGGCCUUGUCCUUAGGCUGGAGCUUUUCAACGUCGGAGGCGUCCAUUCUGAUGGCGUGUAUAUGUAUUUUUAUGGGUUUGGUGUUUUGAAGCCGGCUUGCGUUUUGCUGGUCGAUUGACGAUUGAUGUUUCUAGGUCUUAA
Messenger RNA from Pyricularia grisea, 1418 nucleotides. RefSeq lists its product as uncharacterized. The transcript has 5 exons. Lineage: Eukaryota; Fungi; Ascomycota; Sordariomycetes; Magnaporthales; Pyriculariaceae. Gene Ontology annotation, biological process: translation; ribosomal large subunit assembly. Gene Ontology annotation, molecular function: structural constituent of ribosome; rRNA binding. Gene Ontology annotation, cellular component: ribosome; cytosolic large ribosomal subunit. The record is from RefSeq and is a predicted model, not a curated record. Bases 83 to 556 code for a protein of 157 amino acids.